Molecule: messenger RNA, 459 nt
Organism: Cryphonectria parasitica EP155
Lineage: Eukaryota; Fungi; Ascomycota; Sordariomycetes; Diaporthales; Cryphonectriaceae
Exons: 3
Coding region: 1-459 (152 amino acids)
Source: RefSeq, a predicted model, not a curated record
AUGACAGAUGCGGGUGCCAUGGAGCCGUACUGGUCAUCGAGCCACCUGUCGACGGAUGCAGUGCAUCGCGAUGAGGAUGAGGCCGAGGCCGAAGCACUGGAAGAAGCGAGUGGUGACAUGGCAGGAAGGCCACGGGCCCGCGAGGAGCCUCUGGAGGAGCCAAGUUUGGAAGAAAAGAGCGAGGUGCGCGUGCUUCUCUUGGGCAUUCUCCAGAAGCGAAGGCCUGCAAUCAUGCCCAGGAGGGAAGCGUACUCAGGGAGUGGGAGGCAGCAAGGGGAAGCAUCUUGGGAGUCAACAGCAGAGUUGGAUCCUGGGCUGCAGACCGUGGUGGCCCCAGAGCUUGCCGUAGAUUGCAGUCGUCAACUUGGCGACUCGACGAAGGUCUCGUCGCACCUCGGGUGCUGGGUCAACGCCAUCUCUGGUACGAGGGAGACCCAAGGUGCGGCGCGGCGUGGUUAG